Malassezia restricta is the source of this 1314-nucleotide messenger RNA. RefSeq names its product L-galactose dehydrogenase. Gene Ontology annotation, cellular component: cytosol. The record is from RefSeq and is a predicted model, not a curated record. Gene Ontology annotation, biological process: dehydro-D-arabinono-1,4-lactone biosynthetic process. Lineage: Eukaryota; Fungi; Basidiomycota; Malasseziomycetes; Malasseziales; Malasseziaceae. Gene Ontology annotation, molecular function: D-arabinose 1-dehydrogenase [NAD(P)+] activity. The transcript has a single exon. The coding region runs from base 1 to 1314 and encodes 437 amino acids.
AUGCCGAUUCAUCCAGAGCAAGACCCGCCGCUGGAGGCGUUUGGGCCUAUUGUGCCGCUGGAUGCGCUGCCAGAUGAUCAGAUAGAAGGUCCGCUGCCUUGGGACAGGCCUGCGCGGCCUCUGACGGAUUUUGCGACGCAGGCGUCGCCCCUCCUCUUCGGCGGUGGCGUCUUUGGACAAGGCAUGUACAACGAGGAUCGCGUGUUGUACAGUGAUGAGGCUGUGCGCGCAUUGCGCCUCGCGUUUCGGUAUGGCAUCAAUGCUCUGGACUCGUCGCCGUACUAUUUCCCCUCUGAAUUCGUGCUAGGCCGCGCGCUUCGGAUCCUCGCGCCGGAAUAUCCACGCUCCUCCUACUUUCUCAUUACGAAAUGCGGCCGCUACGGGCCUGACAAGCACAUGUUUGACUACACGCCUGAGCGCAUAUCGUCUUCUAUUCACCAGAGUCUGGCGCGACUCGGUACAGACUACCUGGAUGUGGCGCUGCUGCACGACAUUGAAUUCGUCAGUGAGCAGCCUGUCGAGGCACAGACUGCGCCGGAUGCUGGGUGGCUGGAGGCAUGUGCUGUGCAGAAAAGUGCGCAUAUGCCGCAGGAGGAGGCGCUGCGGCGACUGGGCGUGCUGCCCCAAGACGCCGGCCGUAUUCGUGGGCCGGGUGAUGAGGCCGUCCUGGAAGCUGCACGAGCGCUGUUCCGACUUCAGGAUCAGGGCAAGGUGAAGCACGUGGGUAUCAGUGGAUAUCCUCUCGGUGAGCUCCUGCGUAUCGCGCGCUUGAUUGCCUCGCACCCGCCUUACCGGUGUUUGGACGUUGUGCUGAGCUACAGCCACCAUACACUGCACUCGGAUGUGCUCCCUGCAUGGCAAGCCCUCUUUGAGCAGCCCGUAUCUGAGUCGUGGCGCGCGCCGUGGAUCCUCAAUGCCUCGCCCUUUUCUAUGGGUCUGUUUUCCGAUCGUGGGCCACCUGCGUGGCAUCCAGCGGGCGCGGAUCUGCAGGAGGCUACGAAGGCGGCCUGGCAGACGGUCAAAGCAGACGCAGCGUUGCCUGGCUCGUGCAUCGAUCCCCAGGUGGUCAUGGGAUGCACUGCGCUCUUCCGCGGCAUUCACGGCGCCCAUACGCGCACACCGGCGGGCAUACCCCAUCUGCGCACUCUCAUCGGCAUGAGCAACGUCGACGAAGUGCACGCGGCCAUCCGUGUCUACCGCAUCUUGUGCGAGCCGCACUCAGCGAUCCACCAGCAACUCGUGCGCUAUGAACGCCUAGUACGCACCUACAUUGUGGAGGCCAACGCCGCCGACCGAGCUUGGCCUUCUCCAUAG